GAAGAAAAGAAGAAACAACCAAAACAACCUCCCAGAAACCCCUCCCACCUAACCAAACGCGCCUCGCACCUUCCUCCUCCGCUUAAAGGGCGCGAUGGUCUUCAAACCCUUCAAAUCGCCGCUCAUCCGCAAACCCGCUGACGGUGCCGCCACAACCACAACUACUGCUCCUCCAACAAAGUCAACAGAACCCACCUCCACCGCAGGAGAACCGCCAACGAAAAAACCACGCCUCCAUCUCAAUCAUGCGGUGACGGGGAUCGAGAAUCGCGGGGUUCCUACUACCACCACAGCUGGUGGUGGUAGUCGUGGUGGAACUAUAACAGGGAUACGCAAGACAGCAACUGGGAAGACGUUACUGUGCUUGGCGCGGGAAUCUUCUCGGUCUUCCGGCUCGGAAUCUCGGUCUCGGUCUGAGAAGGAUGGGCAGGAGGGUGCGGGUGAGGAGGCCGAUGGGGGAGAGCGGUAUUAUAAUGUUUUAUGGCGUAAAGUGACCACCAAGAAGAACAAGACCUGGGAUGGCGAUGGCAUUCUUCGCGUGCGCGAUGGGUAUGCCUUCCUGUAUGAUCAUGCCUCUGGGAAGGAUAUGGGGCGCGGGGUCGUGGCGCAGGGUCGCCCGGCGUUGGAGGCCGGGGUCAUGUUGUCUGUUGCUGGGAAGGAGGUCGAGGUCGAUUGCGAGAUUUCCCGGAAGGAGUAUCUGGCUGGGAGGCGGGUGGCGGCUGCUGGGGAGGGUCGGGAUUCCGGCGCGGUCACGAGCAGCGCUACGGUUUCGAUAACUGCACCUUCAGCUUCAGCAGGGUCUGGGAGGAAUUCUGUGUUGGAGCGUCGCGGUGUUAUUAGCAACACCAACACUGGCAACACGGUUGUGGGCGGUAGCAAGGAGGAGAAGCAGGCCCCCGCCGCUCCUAUUCGAAUCGCGAACCCGGCUUCCAGGAAGGGUGGGAUCUGCGGGGCGUAUAAGAGACCGCUGCUGGAUUCUACGGCGCUGCUACAGCAGCAACAGCCCUCCUCGACGGAGAUGCCGGUCCCGCGGCAUGACCCGACGCUGCCGGGGGCGUUGGUCAUGAAACGUCCGGAUGCCGUGCCUAGCGGCAAGAGGUUGGUGGACGUGGUCGUCGACCCUAUCCUGGCGAAACAUCUCCGGCCGCACCAGCGCGAGGGAGUCCAGUUCCUCUACGAGUGUGUCAUGGGAAUGCGCUCGUUCAAUGGCGAAGGGGCGAUUCUAGCGGACGAUAUGGGGCUGGGCAAGACGUUGCAGACCAUCACUCUCCUGUGGACGUUGCUGAAACAGAACCCCGUCUAUGGCGACGGCCCCGUCGUGAAGAAGGCGCUCAUCGUUUGCCCCGUCACCCUGAUCAGUAACUGGCGCAAGGAGUUCCGCAAGUGGCUAGGCAAUGAACGCAUCGGCGUGUUCGUCUUCGACGACAAGCGGAAGCGAUUGACGGACUUCACCAAGGGCAAGGCGUAUAGUGUCAUGAUUGUGGGAUACGAGAAGCUGAGGUCGGUGCAGGAGGGGCUUGCCCGCGGCAAUGGAGUCGAUAUCGUCAUCGCCGACGAAGGGCAUCGGCUGAAGACCCUCCAGAACAAAAGUGGGCAGGCCAUCCAGUCGCUGAAUGCCACAAAGAGGGUCAUUCUGUCCGGGACCCCGAUCCAGAACGACCUCAAGGAAUUCUUCGCCGCCGUGGACCUUGUCAACCCGGGUGUAUUGGGCACGUUCAAGGCCUUCAUCAAGGAGUUCGAAACGCCCAUAGUGAAGAGCAGACAGCCCGAAGCCACUAGGGAGGACAUCGAGAAGGGUGAAGCCCGCAAUGAGGAGCUCCGGGAGCUCACCUCCAAGUUCAUGCUGCGCCGCACGGCCGACAUCCUCGCCAAAUACCUCCCGCCGAAGUCCGAGUACAUCCUCUUCUGCAAUCCGACGCGCACGCAGGCCAGCAUUUACCAGAACGUGCUAGCGUCGCCCAUGUUCCAGAGCGCCAUCGGCAACUCCGAGAGCGCGCUGCAGCUCAUCACCAUCCUCAAGAAGCUCUGCAACAGCCCGUCGCUCCUGUCGCCUAAAGCCACCGAGGACAGCCAACCCAACGCGACCAUCGCCGCGUUACUUUCCUCCCUCCCUCCGAAUCUCCUCCGACAUUUUUCGCCAGCCUCAAGCGCCAAGAUCCGCGUCCUCGAUCAGCUCCUCCACCACCUGCGCACCUCGUCCCACGGAGAGAAGAUCGUCCUCGUCUCGAACUAUACCUCCACUCUCAACCUCCUGGCCAACCUCCUGUCGUCCCUCUCGCUCCCGUUCCUCCGCCUCGACGGCUCCACCCCCGCGCAGAAACGCCAGUCCCUCGUCGAGGACUUCAACCGCCUCCCCGCGGACCUCUGCUUCGCCUUUCUGCUAUCUGCCAAAGCCGGCGGCACGGGGCUGAACCUCAUCGGCGCCAGCCGACUGGUGCUCUUCGACGUCGACUGGAACCCGGCCACCGACAUCCAGGCGAUGGCGCGCAUCCACCGCGACGGACAAAAGCGCGCGUGCCGCAUCUACCGGAUCCUGCUCAAGGGCAGUCUGGAGGAGAAGAUCUGGCAGCGGCAGGUGACGAAGCUAGGGUUAGCGGACAGUGUAAUGGAUACCGCGGGGACUGGUUCGUUAGCCUCCUCGUCGUCAUCGUCGUCAAUGGCGCAGUUCUCGCGCGACGAACUGAGGGAUCUGUUCCGGUUGGAUGAAGAGAGUCGAUGCCAGACGCAUGUAUUACUGGGGUGCGAAUGUGGGGGCACUGGCCAGCAGCAACAGCAACAGCAACAGCAACAGCAGCCAUCCAGCGAAUCCCCCAAUGCAGACGACGACGAAGCCCCCGAAGGCAGAGAAGAAGAAGAAACCUUCCCCGACCUCCCCACGCUCAUCAAAGCCUCCCAGCUCCUCGACACAAACCAACAACAAGACCAGCAGCGCCGAACCUCAUCAUCAUCAUCCCGCCGCCGCCGCCGCCGCCGCCGCAAUUCCCCUUCCCCCUCCCCGUCCGCAUCAGACACUUUUUCGGAAUCCUCCGACCACCCAAACAAACCCACCACUCAGAGACACCGCAUGAGACAAUCCCUCGCCCAAUACCGCCACAUCGACCCCUACCACCUCACGACCCCUACCGACGACGAAGAACCCAAGACCCUCGACGCCGCGGCCCUGGAGGCUGUUAUCGACGAUGAGGUCCUAGUCGCCAUGCUGAAGGAUGAGGGGAAUCGCGUGGGGUAUAUCUUCAAGAAAUCUGGUGUUGUUGUCUCUGAGGAUCGAGGUUCUGAGGGUGAGGCUGCGGAUGUUUGA
Aspergillus homomorphus CBS 101889 is the source of this 3298-nucleotide messenger RNA. Its product is annotated as DEAD/DEAH box helicase. The transcript has 2 exons. Gene Ontology annotation, molecular function: ATP binding; ATP-dependent chromatin remodeler activity; DNA translocase activity. Gene Ontology annotation, cellular component: nucleus. Gene Ontology annotation, biological process: double-strand break repair via homologous recombination; reciprocal meiotic recombination. The record is from RefSeq and is a predicted model, not a curated record. The coding region runs from base 95 to 3298 and encodes 1067 amino acids. NCBI's taxonomy places the organism in Eukaryota, Fungi, Ascomycota, Eurotiomycetes, Eurotiales, Aspergillaceae.